Corythoichthys intestinalis (scribbled pipefish) is the source of this 2929-nucleotide messenger RNA. It is a transcript of the gene cdk8, whose product is annotated as cyclin dependent kinase 8. Gene Ontology annotation, molecular function: ATP binding; protein serine/threonine kinase activity. Lineage: Eukaryota; Metazoa; Chordata; Actinopteri; Syngnathiformes; Syngnathidae. The transcript has 13 exons. The coding region runs from base 363 to 1757 and encodes 464 amino acids. Gene Ontology annotation, cellular component: nucleus. Gene Ontology annotation, biological process: protein phosphorylation. The record is from RefSeq and is a predicted model, not a curated record.
ACACUUUACGACAGUGCCACCAGUGAGUACGACGUCGUUACCGAGUAAAGUGCGUCUCUUUGGAGCAGAUACCGGCUGAGGGAGACGCAGCAUCAAGAGAAAGGACAAUACUUUGACGCUCGGUUUCCUACUCGGACUACCUGAGCACAGCACUUCCCCGCCGAUGCACUGCAAUCUCUCGGAUAACUUAAUGCGAACGCUGGGCUAAGGGAAGAGAGGGCCACGCCGGGGAAGGAAACUAGCUGAAUUACCGAACCGAGCUCGUCGGGAGUAGCCUAGUUGCCUCCCGAAGCGACGCUUUAAAAAAAACGAAGAAGAAAGGGGACGACGCGUUCGAGGCCCCUAAACAGCAGUGGGAAAAAAUGGACUAUGAUUUCAAAGUGAAGCUGACCGGCGAGCGAGAGCGUGUCGAGGACCUGUUUGAGUAUGAAGGAUGCAAAGUGGGCAGAGGCACCUACGGUCAUGUUUUCAAAGCGAAGAGAAAAGAUGGGAAGGAUGAUAAGGACUACGCCCUCAAGCAGAUUGAAGGCACCGGCAUUUCUAUGUCAGCCUGCAGAGAGAUUGCACUGCUGCGAGAACUGAAGCACCCCAACGUCAUCUCGCUGCAGAAGGUUUUCCUGUCGCACGCCGACCGCAAAGUGUGGCUGCUCUUCGACUACGCCGAACACGACCUAUGGCACAUCAUUAAGUUCCACAGAGCGUCCAAGGCCAACAAAAAGCCACUUCAGCUUCCCAGAGGGAUGGUCAAGUCUCUGCUUUACCAGAUCCUGGACGGCAUCCAUUACCUUCACGCAAACUGGGUCCUUCACAGAGACCUUAAACCUGCAAACAUUUUAGUGAUGGGGGAAGGGCCAGAAAGGGGAAGAGUAAAGAUAGCUGACAUGGGUUUUGCCCGUCUCUUCAAUUCACCACUGAAGCCUUUAGCCGAUCUCGACCCAGUGGUCGUUACAUUCUGGUACAGAGCACCCGAAUUGCUGCUGGGGGCCCGGCACUACACCAAAGCCAUCGACAUUUGGGCGAUAGGCUGCAUUUUCGCCGAGUUGCUGACGUCCGAGCCCAUAUUUCACUGUCGCCAAGAGGACAUCAAGACCAGUAAUCCGUACCAUCACGACCAGCUGGACCGCAUCUUUAAUGUCAUGGGUUUCCCGGCUGAUAAAGACUGGGAGGACAUCAAAAAGAUGCCAGAGCACUCCACACUGAUGAAAGACUUUAGGAGGAAUACAUACACAAACUGCAGCCUUAUAAAAUACAUGGAGAAACACAAAGUCAAGCCAGACAGCAAAGCAUUCCAUUUGCUGCAAAAGCUGCUAACCAUGGACCCAAUCAGGAGAAUCACUUCGGAGCAGGCCAUGCAGGAUCCCUACUUUUUAGAAGAGCCCCUUCCCACGUCAGAUGUGUUUGCAGGAUGUCAAAUUCCUUAUCCGAAGAGGGAAUUUCUUACUGAAGAGGAACCAGAUGACAAGGCAGAUAAAAAGAACCAGCAGCAGCAACAGGGAAACAACCACACAAACGGUGCAGGGCACACCGGCAACCCCGACAAUAGCCACGCCCAAGGCCCGCCUCUGAAAAAAGUGCGCGUGGUUCCGCCCACCACUACCUCAGGUGGCCUCAUCAUGACCUCAGACUACCAGCGCUCUAAUCCACACGCUGCCUACCAGAACCCUGGACCAAGCACAUCACUGCCCCAAAGCAGCAUGGGAUACUCCUCUACCUCCCAACAGCCUCCGCAGUACUCCCACCAGACCCACCGUUACUGACCAUACCCGCACGUUGCCACACACACACGCGCCCCCCCGUCACCCUCAUUACGCCUGCCUGAAAGAAUGUACUGAGGGACGUGGGGCGCCCUCUCUGCUGCAGUCCCCUCCACUUGUGAAGAUAUACAAGCAAACAGCAUAGCACUGCUAGCAAAAAUACAAGUGAUAAACACAAGGACGGAUGAGCUAACGAUUCCGCCCCCGCCCGCCCGUUCUUCACGUUUCCCACCGCCUACGUGCCCACCCCAGCCGGUAGCCCCGUCACUGUCAUAGCUGGGGACGAGACUGAAAAGCUGCUAUUUGACUGCCAGCGUCGACAGAUUCCACAUCCGUCUGUCCUCCCGUUUGUCCUGUCUUUUUCCUCAUGUGGCCACCCUACCCAGCAGAGGACUGAACUUCAGGUGCUGGGAGGACGGCACAGCCCACACAACUAAGGUGUUUUUUUUGUGCGUGUUUUUGUUCAUAAAGGACAAAGAAAAAGUGACGUCAUGACUUUAGUAGUUUUUAAUUUAAGCGGGUUUUAAUUGUGGCAAGGAAGCAAGACCAGCCCAAUUCGUGCAGUGGAUGUUAAGUCGACACACCCCUGUUAAAAUGCCGGGUUUUUGUUGUCAAACUCUAUACAACUCAGUUUAGGAGGAAAAAAAACGAGUUACUAAAUAAUGCGGUUGCAUUGUGCACACCUUCGUAAUCUCGGGAUGCUGUGUUAUCAACCUUGAUUUUUAUCAGCAAAUUUGUUUCACCUAAAAAUGUUGCCAGUUCUAUGUAACAUAAGGCUUCUAAAACAUAUUUUCGAAGAUACUUAAUAUUCACUUCUUAAGAAGUUCAUGCUCCUUAAUUUUUUUUUGUCUUGUGACCUUAGUGAGGACAUUCUGUUCUUUGUGAUGUCACUCUGUUGCGCUUUAAUUUUCCACUAAUGUAGUCAUGGUGUAUUUAAAUCAGGUGUACAGGUUAUACGUCAUUAAUAGUGGAAAAAAGUUACGAAAUUAUCACAAAAGCUUGGAAUUUAAACAUUGGUGAGUACUAAUGACUUUUCAUCCACCAUACGUUGGCCGUGGGCCUUUACAAAUCAAACCAAGCGCAUGGAGGAAGGCAGAUGGAAAUGCAUUGUACUGUAUUGUAUUGAGAUUUUAAAUGAAGCAAGUAUCCUGACAAUAAAAGUGGAAGCAGAAAUA